This is a messenger RNA of Diuraphis noxia (Russian wheat aphid), 1715 nucleotides long. RefSeq lists its product as uncharacterized. Lineage: Eukaryota; Metazoa; Arthropoda; Insecta; Hemiptera; Aphididae. The record is from RefSeq and is a predicted model, not a curated record.
UCAGUCCAUCGCUGCGUUCACAUAGAACGUACCUACCCAUUGGCGAGCACUGAGUAAGUUUUCAUAAUAAUGACUGUAAUGUUGAUGCGAAUGACGUACGUCGUCGGGCUGUGCGUAUUCGUCGCUGGCGGGGUGGAGGUGCAGACUAACGAGACCGAGGAGAACACUUCGGCGACGACAACUCUGGCAGCGGUGACGACUGUGACGACGGACGACGACAAAGGACACGACAAGAGAGGCGUCAUCGACACCGGUUAUGGUUUCGGUGCCACCAGUUACAGUAACGUAGUACACGGUGCACAUUUCCAGCACGGGCACGAACAGAGAGUAAUCGCCAAAACGAUCAUCCAGGAGGUGGCCCAACCGUACCCCGUCGAAGUCGAAAAACGAGUACCGUACCCGGUAAAGGUCGAGGUGCCUGUCGACCGCUCUUACCCGGUGCACGUGCCCAAACCAUAUCCGGUACACGUCAACAAGCCCGUACCGUAUGAGGUCAAAGUCAACGUACCGCAACCGUACACCGUCUACAAGCACGUCCCGUACGAAGUCAAGUACCCAGUUGACAAGCCGUAUACCGUGCACGUGCCCAAACCGUAUACUGUUUACGUGGAGAAGCGUGUCCCAUAUGAAGUCGUCAAGCACGUCCCUUAUCCAGUCAAGGUUUUCGUUGACAAGCCGUACACCGUGAAAGUUCCCGUGGAUAAACACAUCCCGUACACCGUCGAAAAACCCGUUCCCUAUCUAGUCAAAGUACCAGUUGACCGCCCAUACCAAGUGACUGUCGAAAAGCACGUGCCGUAUCCCGUUGACAAACCGGUGCCUUAUCCCGUUGAGAAACGAGUGCCGUACCCAGUCAAAGUUCCUGUCAAAGUUGAAGUCCCGGUACCUUACGAAGUAAAAGGCCACGAACAAAAAUUAUUUUGGCCAAAGCUACGUAAAGAAGAAGUAGAACAACAGCAACAACAGUACGAACCUGAAGAACAACUGCAACAACAGCAGUACGUACCCGAAGAACAAUCUCAACCACAACAUUAUAAACCAGAAAUACAGUCACAAGUACAACAAUWUGAGCCCGAAGAACAAUCUCAACUACAACAAUAUGAAUUAAAAGUACAAUCACAAGCACAACAAUAUGAACCCGAAGAACAAUCUCAACAACAACAAUAUGAAUCAAAAGUAGUGUCACAAGCACAACAAUAUGAACCCGAAGAACAAYCUCAACAACAACAAUAUGAAUCAAAAGUACAAUCACAAGCACAACAAUAUGAACCCGAAGAACAACCUCAACAAAAAUAUGAGCCAAAAGUACAGUCACAACCACAACAAUAUGAACCUGAAGAACAGUCGCAACCACAACAAUAUGAACCUGAAGAACAGUCGCAACCACAACAGCAGUACGUGUACCAACUGAAACCACAUAAACAACAACAAUAUAAAUACGAAGAACAACUACAAAAACAAGAUAAUAGUGAUGAGCAAUCACAACAAUCUGACGAACACUCAGAACAAUCACAACAACAARAGGAAGAAGGCGAACAAGAGAAUAGUAAUUAUCAAUAACUCUUUUAAUUCUUUUUUUCUGCCUAGUCAUAAAUCAUUACCAUAUUAUAUUAUUUUAGUUAGGUUAGAUUUUGUGUUACUGCUAUCGAAAUCAAAUGUUAUAUCUACCUUGAUUGUAAACGAAUAUUAUGUAAAUAGAUUUAAUGAAUAAUCAA